AUGCAGCAGCUUGUCGGAGAAAAAGACUGUGCGGAUGCGAUGGCAGCUCCGGAGAGGAAAUUAAAGUUCGAUGGCAGACAAGAGGCUGCUAAGAUGGCACAGCUGACCUUCCUCUUCUCCCACCAGAUCGGCGGUCCUCAUCUUUUAACAGAGACGAAUCGAGGAAUGGAACCCUUAGAAAGCAUACGACUGCCGCCAUCAUCGUCAUCAUCAGCCAGGCAAACGCCUCGAUCCGCGGCGAGGGCAUCGCUAGCGGCAACCUCGUCCGCCAACCAAUUGACGCGCUGGUGGCAGCUCAAGCAGCAAGGAGGCCCCACGGCGGACUCUGUCACAGAUGCGUUUCGGCGCCAAUUGAGUGGCUGCUGCAAGUUAAGAGUGGCAUUUAGCCAGCGAGACACUGCAUCGAAUGUAACCACGAACGGCGCACAGAGCAAGGAGCUGCGAGUGCGAGUGCUGGUCCAGAUGCGAUUGAAACGGCGACACUGCGCUGGACGGCUCGAUGUGGGGGCUCCCUAUUUUCUCGAAUCCUUGAGGUUAUUGCUGCUCCAAUCGGAUAUCGCAAGCGGGCUGCUUAAGAAACGUGAAACAUCUGGUCGAUGGCCCAUCUAG
Messenger RNA from Trichoderma virens Gv29-8, 609 nucleotides. RefSeq lists its product as uncharacterized. Bases 1 to 609 code for a protein of 202 amino acids. Lineage: Eukaryota; Fungi; Ascomycota; Sordariomycetes; Hypocreales; Hypocreaceae. The transcript is spliced from 3 exons. The record is from RefSeq and is a predicted model, not a curated record.